CAAAGGGUCCCGGGCACCAUGGUUUGCGAAAUGAGAGCUUGGUUGCACCGACCGCCAGAUCACGUAGCCCCGGCGAGCUAUGCGCGCUUGUAUCCUACCAGGAAGGCCCACGCAACCACAAAGCAUUUCGACCGACUUCGGGCUUGUUUGGCUGGUUGUGCAGCAACUUCUGUGAUGACGAGGCUGCCGCGUCAAUCCUUAGGAUCUGGCGACAAGAAUUUGUUGAUCAAACGCCUAAGCGCUCAGUAUGGUUGCUCUGAGGAAGAGGUGGAGCGCAGCCUUUCCGUGUUCAGACUUGCGGAUCGUUCUGGCGAUGGCUCGAUUCAGCGAGAGG
This is a messenger RNA of Cladocopium goreaui, 334 nucleotides long. The record is from the annotation of a GenBank genome assembly. Lineage: Eukaryota; Dinophyceae; Suessiales; Symbiodiniaceae.